GCGGGCAACAGGCUUUUUACUUUUACUAUCUUUUGUUACAUUAUUUACCUUUUUACCGCAAUUUUUCAUAAAAUGGGUAACAAAGUUGUCACAUUCACCGAGCAACAACUAGAAGAUUAUCAGGACUGUACAUUUUUUACAAGGAAAGAAAUUCUCAGGGUAUUUAAACGUUUCCGAGAUGUCAACCCGGAAUUGGUACCAAAACGAAUGACAGAAAACCAGGCGAACACCAUAGCUGUACCCGUAGAAGAAAUAGAAAAACUACCUGAACUAAAAGAAAAUCCAUUCAAGCGUCGUAUAUGUCAAGUAUUCUCUCACGAUGGCUCCGGUAACUUGACUUUUGAAGAUUUUUUGGAUAUGAUGUCAGUGUUCAGUGAAGCGGCACCACGGGACAUCAAGGCUUGGUACGCUUUCCGCAUUUAUGACCUCGACGACGACAUGUACAUAGGACGAGAGGAUCUUCUAGAAGCGACUCGGUUACUCACCAAGGGCGAGUUACAUCCUCAGGAGCGAGAUGAUAUCGUGGCCAGCGUGCUGGAUGAGGCCGACGUGGACGGUGAUGGUAGACUGUCUUUUAUGGACUUCGAGCACGUGGUUGUUCGUGCACCCGACUUUCUAUCUACAUUUCAUAUCCGAGUGUAAAAAUAAAUAAAUAAGUCAGGACAAUAAUUUUAUACAAGCUGUACCCGCGACUUCGUCUGUGUGGAAUUUAACUUUAAAUUUCUUAAAUGAAAGAUUUUUUCUAAAAUAAAA
Achroia grisella is the source of this 753-nucleotide messenger RNA. It is a transcript of the gene Cib2, whose product is annotated as calcium and integrin-binding family member 3-like. Gene Ontology annotation, molecular function: calcium ion binding. The record is from RefSeq and is a predicted model, not a curated record. The transcript is spliced from 5 exons. Bases 73 to 642 code for a protein of 189 amino acids. Lineage: Eukaryota; Metazoa; Arthropoda; Insecta; Lepidoptera; Pyralidae.